ACGCUGAUCAAAGUUGUCAAAACAAAAUCGUCAGAAAAAGUGAAAAUAAUUUUACAGCUGUGAAAAAAAUUCGCUAAAAUUGCGUUUUUAGGGGCAGUUUCACAACUUUUAUCAGCAAAUUAAAAUAAGGACGCCUAUUUGUAAUACUCAAACAGAAUGUCACAAGAGGUGGAAGAAACCCUCAAGCGGAUUCAAUCGCACAAAGGCGUCGUCGGAACGAUUGUGGUCAAUAACGAAGGUAUUCCGGUCAAAAGCACACUGGACAAUACGACUACCGUGCAAUACGCUGGACUGAUGAGCCAAUUGUCUGAUAAGGCACGGAGCGUUGUACGCGACUUGGACCCCUCGAACGAUCUCACAUUCCUGAGGGUCCGGUCGAAGAAGCACGAAAUUAUGGUCGCUCCGGAUAAGGACUUCCUUCUGAUUGUGAUUCAGAAUCCUACCGAUUGAGUUUUUUUCCAUGCUUUAACAAAGGUAAAUAUUCGAAAUCGAGUAAAUAUUUUUAAAUUAUUUUCUACGGGGUAUAAUUUUGCAAGAAAUUUAUUCUUAUUUUAAAUUUCCAUGAUAAAAUCUUGAAUUAAUUUAUGCAAUGAAUAACUGUGUUCUAACCUA
Molecule: messenger RNA, 612 nt
Organism: Armigeres subalbatus
Lineage: Eukaryota; Metazoa; Arthropoda; Insecta; Diptera; Culicidae
Gene: robl
Product: dynein light chain roadblock-type 2
Exons: 3
Coding region: 157-450 (97 amino acids)
Biological process (GO): microtubule-based movement
Cellular component (GO): cytoplasmic dynein complex; cytoplasm; centrosome
Molecular function (GO): dynein intermediate chain binding
Source: RefSeq, a predicted model, not a curated record